AUGCCUGAUAUUUCAGAUGAUACUACACUGUUACUACAUCAUGAUUGUCUGAUAGGAGCUACUUUUCCUUACAGCCAGCAAUGGAAUUGGAGAGACUGUUCUGCUCCAGCUACACGUGUGGUCUAUGUGGACAAUUUUGAUGUGUCUCCUAAACCUAUUCAUAUACCAGGAAAUAUCUCCGUAACUCUCAGCAGUAAUAUUGCUCACAAACUACUAGCUGAUAAUUAUUACAGACUGAAUGUCAUGAUAGAAAAGAAACUUUUAGGCCGGUAUCAUAUUGUUCCAUGUAUUCACGGAAUCGGGUCAUGUAUGUACGACGACUUAUGUGAGACCAUGCAAGAAUAUUUAAAAAAUCACUCCUGUCCUCAAAUAGUAACAGACCAUGGUUUUACAUGCAGAUGUCCAAUUGAUGGUAUCUCACUCUACAUGAACAGUUUACCUGCUCGUCUAAAUUCGAUCCCACCUAAAUUUUUCUUCAUAGCAUCUGGUGAUUUUAAAGUAAGAGCAGAAUUGCUACAUGGUUCAUUGACGAUCGGAUGUUUGGAAGUAGAAUUAACCCUGAGUACCCCUUGUACUGGAUUUGUAUGUGGUCGGUAAUAAUAUAUCAA
Mytilus trossulus (common blue mussel) is the source of this 608-nucleotide messenger RNA. RefSeq names its product ganglioside GM2 activator-like. Lineage: Eukaryota; Metazoa; Mollusca; Bivalvia; Mytilida; Mytilidae. The record is from RefSeq and is a predicted model, not a curated record. Gene Ontology annotation, cellular component: cytoplasmic side of plasma membrane. Gene Ontology annotation, molecular function: lipid carrier activity; enzyme activator activity. The transcript has 5 exons. Bases 1 to 597 code for a protein of 198 amino acids. Gene Ontology annotation, biological process: lipid transport; ganglioside catabolic process.